Molecule: messenger RNA, 3489 nt
Organism: Bombus impatiens (common eastern bumble bee)
Lineage: Eukaryota; Metazoa; Arthropoda; Insecta; Hymenoptera; Apidae
Exons: 14
Coding region: 243-2942 (899 amino acids)
Biological process (GO): protein deubiquitination
Molecular function (GO): cysteine-type deubiquitinase activity
Source: RefSeq, a predicted model, not a curated record
AUAGUCUUAGAGAAAUCUAUCUUAAUAGGAAGCUAAUGAAGAGAACCUGUUGCUAGUCCUUUGUUAGCCAUGCUACGACGAUAAUUGCAAAGUAACAGUUACGUUGUACGAUUUAAAAAAUUUUUGUGUGGCUCGAUAAUCUCGAAUCGAAGAAAUUCCUCGACCUAUUAAUUAUUUCUCUUCAAACAGGUACAAUUCUGUUUACAACUAACUUUUUGUCUUUUAUUUCCACAUGAUAUAAGAUGGAAAUAUCUCCUAGAAAACCAUUGAAACGUACGCAAGAACCUAUUGAUGAAUGGUUACAAAAUGAAGGAUAUUUCAGGAAACAUGCACCUAGAGAUCCAACUUGCUUGUUCAGAGCAGUUAGCGAACAAGUUUACUUGACACAACACUAUCAUAUAAGAGUAAGAAAAGAAUGUGUGGAGUUCAUGAGAAAAACAAAACAUUUAUUUUCGGAGGGUAUAUCGAUUCCAUUUGAAGAUUAUUUAGAACAAAUGAUAUGUUUUACGGAAUGGGGUGGCAUGACUGAAAUCCAAGCUAUGUCAUUACUUUAUAAAAGAGAAUUCAUUAUAUUUAGUAGUCAAAAGCAAGCGAAUCAUAAUGUUACAAAUAAUGGUUUUAAGGAUAUAAUAUAUUUAUGCCAUACACCACAAAAACAGUAUGAAAGUAUUUAUACAAAGGACUUUGUUGCAAACGCUGCUUUUUGUCAAUCUAUUGUCUAUCAAGUGUUAUAUAAAGAUGUUUUUCAAAUGGCCAAUAUAGAGGGUACUGUUCAUAAAAUGUUACAUGAUAGAACAGCUACAUUUAGACAUGAUAAGUUUUUCCUUAAAGGCAAUCUAGAGAUCCGAGACCAAUUAGCUGCAGAGAUAUAUAAUAAAAUUGACAAUGGAACUGAUGAGGUUGAUGAUGCACGGGCCAUAAUAAAAAAUAUACCACCUUUUCCUUAUAGAAUUGCUAAAGCUCUUGAUCCCAAUAUCUAUCGUAAUACUGACUUUGAUAUAUGGCAUGAAAUUAGAAGAGAAGUGAAAAAUGCAGGAUGGACUAGGCACAAUAGUCAUGAACUCCAAAUUGGUGGCAAAUGUUUGGUACAAGUGGACUUUAAUGAGGAAGAUUUUGACAAAACCAAUAAUAAUAGCAUUUAUGUGUCUUCUCUUGGAAAGGAUGUUAAUGAUAAUGAUACAAAAAUAUUGCAAAAGAAAAGCAGUGAUCCCAUAUUUUACUAUGGACAUAUUCAAGAAAUGGGUAAAAGUCAGGGACCUGUAUUAGUCUUUAUUGAAGAGUUAGGAGAAAAAAGGAUUGUGCCAUAUUCAGCUCUUAAACCAUUACCCCUAAAGAAAAAUAAACAGGCCAAUUGGCUACCAGUCUGCAAAAAGAAUCUACUCUUAGAUUCAAAUCAAAAAUGGAGAAAAGCAUGCAGUGCAUCAUCGCGUAAAACUAAAGACUCUAAUAUGAACAUUUUAUCAAAUAAUAUUGAUAAAAAUGAAAAUAAUGAUAAUAUUGUCAGUGAUAUUAAUGAGAAUAAUUUUCAGUGGAAGGAAGGAUCACUAAAAGUGGAUCAUCAAGAAUAUGAGAAUUAUUCAAUGGAUAAGUGUGCUAAUUAUUCAAUUGAUAAUUCUGUUGAAAUGUUUCCUACAAAAAUGGUUCUGGAUAACACUCAGUCUUCUACAAUAGAUAUCGGAAGGCAAGAAAAUAAUAAAGAACGUAAAGAAAAAGAUUCAUUCUCGCAUAAAAACUCUGAAAGUAAUUGUAUAAGAAAUUCAAAAUCUGAUAGUGCAACGAAUAAUGAUAAUAAUGUCAGUUUUAACUCGUAUUCUAAACAAAAGAUGCAGAAAGAUAUAUAUUACACACCAUAUGCUGGAGAUUCUAAUGCUCAAAUAGAUCAUAUGCUACGUUCUAUUAAUUGUUCUGUACAAAAAAGUAUUGAUGUAAAUGGUAGUGAUUUGCCGCUAUCAGAUCCAUUCACAUUGAGAUUUUUUUACAAUUUAGGAUUAGAGUAUUUUCGUGGCGGUGCUAAUUGGAAUUAUUUAACAAAUGUACAGUCGCCUGAUUUUGGACAGUGGUAUCAAGGUGCAUCUCCGAAUGAAGAAGAAAUUACAAAUAUCACGAAUAUGAUCCAAGAUUGUACACUUACGCAACAAAAGAAAGAGCCUAACAAUGAUCAGAAAGAAAUUGGCACUCAAUCACUGUACCAAGAAAACGAAAAUAGAUACGUAAAUGAUAUCAAAAAUACACAGAUUCAGAAGACUGAAGUUCAAAGAGGAAAUGAUGCGAAAGAAACAUCGUAUUCGUCUCGCGAUAAUAAAUUAGAAUAUGCAAAUAAGGAAUCUUCUCGUUUAAAUAGAAAUGGAUUAGGUCCACGAUAUAAGAAAAAUUCAGAGAAUCGACAUCGAUCUGCUUCGCAUUUUUCUAAUCAGUAUUCAAGCAACGGAUCAAAUUCUAAACUUUCCAAAUUGGAUAGAGAUGCAAAAGAAGAUAGUAUGAAUGUUCAACCUUCACAAUCAAUACAUCAGCAGCUACACACUCCUGCAAAUGCAAUGAAUACUUAUCAAGCUUCUUACAUGCAACAAGGCAUGUAUUCCGGACUGCCGUAUUAUGGCAAUGAAGCGGAAGCAUUCGCAAAUCCUUACUAUUCCCUUAAUCCAAGUUUUAUACCAAUCCCGUGCUUAUCACAUUCUGAUAUACAUGACAACAACAAUGUGCAGCCGUUCUCGCCGCAUCUGUGUCCUGGAAUAGAUUACGCACAAGCUUAUUCUGGCCUAUGUCCGCCGUACUUAUGCCCUCCGCCAACCCCAUAUAAUAUACCUCCACAAAAUAUACCUGAACACUGGUAUGCUGUUGCUGGUCAACCACAUUAUAUGCAAUAUGCACCAGUUUUAUCUGUACCAGCGGAAACAACUUGCUCCGGGGUAGUACAAAAUGCUAAUCAAAACGUUCCUUCUUAAAAGUAUUUUGCAGUUACUACAUAUAUCAUACAACUAGGUUUUCCUUAACCAGUGUUCUUGCAUAUGAAACGAUUCGUCAGAUUCUGUGAAGGUAUAUAUGUAAAAAAGUUCUUAUUAUUUCUAUAUAACUUAUAGUUUUAUGUAGUUCUAAAUUAAGCUAGGAUUAAACGCGAAGAUAAGACAUAACUGCAUAAUCUUAAUAAGUCAUUGUUAACUGUAUGAUCAAUAUCAUUAACACAUUUAGGUACAUAAAGAUAUAUUAUAAAAAGAGUUUUACGAACUAUUAAGAAAUAUAGUACGUAUAUAGUAUUACAAAUUACACUACAAGUUUAAUUUCGAUGUAGCUUUCGUGAUAGAUUAUAUCAUUAAAGAAUGAUAGUAUAAAUUAUUUAUCUUCGAUAUUGGUAGUUGCAAUACCUGUAUAAUAACAUUCAUUAUAUUCUUCAUUUGGUAUAGCCUUGUUACGGUACAUAAGCCGCUCAAAUAACAGUUUCUGAAAUUUUAUGCAGGUGACGUUCUAGUUCAUUAAUAUAUUUGGCCGUUCAUA